This is a messenger RNA of Pseudophryne corroboree (corroboree frog), 5134 nucleotides long. It is a transcript of the gene HDLBP, whose product is annotated as high density lipoprotein binding protein. The coding region runs from base 191 to 4042 and encodes 1283 amino acids. Lineage: Eukaryota; Metazoa; Chordata; Amphibia; Anura; Myobatrachidae. Gene Ontology annotation, cellular component: nucleus; cytoplasm. Gene Ontology annotation, molecular function: mRNA binding. The record is from RefSeq and is a predicted model, not a curated record. The transcript has 28 exons.
AUGACGUUCCCAGAGGUGAUAGGCUGCAGCGUGCUCUAUAUAAACGCUGGACGAGGCGGCCGCCGCUUUCCCCGGCAGUCAGCGGAUCGGGACACGGAAAGCUGGCAGGCUGAAAGAAGCGUUCAGCUCACCGGACGGACUUUCUGGCUUUUGACCCUUUAGCUGUGGUUACACGGAUUUGCGUGGGACAAUGAGCUCGGUGGCAGUUCUUACCCAGGAAAGCUUUGAUGAACAUCGCAGUGGGCUGGCCCAACCAGCGGUCAGAGUUGCAGCCAUUGGAUCAGAGGAGGAAAAUGAUCCCCCCACUUACAAAGAUGCAUUCCCACCCCUCCCGGAAAAGGCUGUUGGCAGCGAGACCACUUCUGAACCUGCAGGUGCAUGGAGCAAAAUUCGACCGAUCAAGUCUUCCGUUAUCACUCAGGUGUUUCAUGUCCCUCUGGAGGAGCGAAGAUACAAGGACAUGGCUCAGUUUGGGGAGGGUGAGCAGGCCAAAAUUUGCUUAGACAUUAUGCAGAAGACUGGGGCUCAACUGGAGCUUUCUCUGGCAAAAGACCAAGGCUUGUCUAUUAUGGUUUCUGGAAAACUUGAUUCUGUUAUGAAGGCGAGAAAAGAGAUAGUGACCCGGCUGCAGACCCAGGCUUCUGCCUCAGUCGCUAUCCCCAAGGAACACCACCGUUUUGUGAUCGGCAAAAAUGGAGAGAAGUUGCAGGACCUGGAGUUGAAAACCGCUACCAAGAUUCAAAUCCCCCGGCCCGAUGAUGCCAGUAACCAGAUUAAGAUCACUGGCACCAAAGAGGGCAUUGAAAAAGCCCGGCAUGAGAUUUUGCUCAUCUCAGCCGAGCAGGAUAAACGAGCAGUGGAACGAUUAGAGGUUGAGAAGGCCUACCACCCUUUCAUUGCUGGACCCUAUAACAAAACUGUGAAUGAGAUCAUGCAAGAAACGGGCACAAGAAUAAAUAUCCCACCUCCAAGUGUCAACAAGACGGAAAUUGUCUGCACUGGAGAAAAAGAUCAAUUGGCCCAAGCUGUAGCAAAAAUCCGGCAAAUCUAUGAGGAAAAGAAGAAGAAAACCACCAGCAUUGCAGUAGAAGUAAGGAAGUCCCAACACAAGUACGUCAUUGGCCCAAAGGGCAAUAGCCUGCAGGAGAUCUUGGAGCACACUGGGGUGUCUGUGGAGAUACCUCCCAGCGACAGCAACUCUGAAACGGUCAUCUUGCGGGGAGAGCCAGAGAAACUAGGCCAGGCACUGACCGAAGUAUAUGCUAAGGCAAACAGCUUCACACUGACCUCGGUUUCUGCUCCCUCAUGGUUGCAUCGGUUCAUCAUUGGCAAAAAAGGACAGAGUUUGGCAAAGAUCACACAGCAAGUACCAAAGGUGCACAUUGAGUUUACAGAAGGGGAAGACAAGAUUUCCUUGGAAGGGCCCACAGAGGAUGCGACGGUGGCUCAGCAACUGAUGGAAACUCUCGUCAAGGACCUGAUUGCUCGAAUGGACUUUGCAGAAAUAAGCAUUGAACACAGAUUCCACAGGCACCUCAUUGGCAAGAGUGGAACAAACAUUAAUAGGAUAAAAGAGCAAUACAAAGUCUCUGUAAGGAUUCCCCAGGACAGUGAGAAGAGCAAUCAGAUCCGGAUUGAGGGUGACCCCCAAGGUGUACAGCAGGCGAAGAAAGAGUUGUUGGAGCUGGCAUUGCGCAUGGAGAAUGAGCGCACAAAGGACUUAAUUAUUGAGCAAAAGUUCCAUCGAACAAUAAUUGGACAGAAGGGGGAAAGAAUUCGAGAGAUCCGGGAGAAAUUCCCUGAUGUAAUCAUUAAUUUCCCUGAUCCAGCUCACAAGAGUGAUAUUGUGCAGCUGCGUGGCCCUAAGAAUGAAGUGGAGAAGUGCACAAAGUAUCUACAGAAGAUGGUUUCGGAGAUGGUGGAGAACAGCUAUUCCAUCUCUGUGCCAAUCUUCAAGCAAUUCCACAAGAACAUCAUUGGAAAGGGUGGUGCUAAUAUUAAGAAGAUCCGUGAAGAAUGUAACACUAAAAUUGACCUCCCGGCUGAGAACAGUAACUCAGAAAUGAUUGUCAUAACUGGGAAGAAAUCCAACUGUGAGGCUGCACGCGAUAGAAUCCUGGCUAUUCAGAAGGAACUGGCUAAUAUCACAGAACUGGAGGUCAGCAUUCCAUCAAAAUUGCACAAUUCCCUUAUUGGAGCUAAGGGACGCUUUAUACGCUCUAUCAUGGAAGAGUGCGGGGGUGUACAUAUCCACUUCCCAAGUGAGGGCUCUGGCAGUGAUACCGUCACUAUCCGUGGACCAGCACAGGAUGUGGAGAGAGCAAAGAAUCAGCUGCUGCAUCUGGCUGAGGAGAAGCAAACCAAGAGCUUUACAGCUGAGCUGCGAGCGAAGCCAGAAUACCACAAGUUCUUGAUUGGUAAAGGAGGCGGAAACAUCCGUAAGGUGCGCGACCUAACAGGAGCCCGUAUCAUCUUCCCAACUGCUGAGGAUAAAGACCAGCAGCUGAUCACCAUUGUGGGUACUGAUGAGGCUGUGAAGGAUGCUCAGAAGGAACUGGAAAUCCUCAUCAAAAGCUUGGAUAAUAUAGUUGAGGACUCGAUGUCUGUUGACCCUAAACACCACCGUCACUUUGUGAUCCGCCGCGGCCAAGUCCUGCGAGAGAUUGCCGAAGAGUAUGGAGGUGUGACAGUCAGCUUCCCUCGCUCUGGUGUGCAAAGUGAUAAAGUGACAUUAAAGGGUGCAAAGGAGUGUGUGGAGGCUGCUAAGAAACGGAUCCUAGAUAUAAUCGAUGAUUUGGAGGCUCAGGUCACUAUUGAGUGCAUGAUUCCACAACGAUUCCAUCGAUCCAUUAUGGGCCCUAAAGGUUCCCGAAUCCAACAGAUAACAAGAGAGCAUGCUGUGCAGAUCAAGUUCCCUGACCGCGAGGACAACUCUCAGGGAGCACCCAAUCCAGAGUCACCAGCGCAAGAGAAUGGAGAAGAGGGGGCAGAGCCUAAAGUAGCUAUAGAUCCAGGCUCACCUAAAAAGUGUGACAUCAUACUGAUCUCUGGCCGCAAGGAGAGGUGUGAUGGAGCUUAUGAAGCCCUGAAGGCUCUUGUACCGAUCAGCAUUGAGGUGGAUGUCCCAUAUGAUCUUCAUCGUUACAUCAUUGGGCAGAAAGGAGCUGGCAUUCGCAAGAUGAUGGAUGAAUUUGAGGUCAACAUCCAAGUUCCUGCCCCUGAACUGCAGUGUGACAUAAUUACCAUCACUGGGCUUUCUACAAACCUGGAACGGGCCAAAGCCGGACUUCUAGACAGAGUGAAGGAACUUCAGGCUGAACAGGAGGAUAGAGCUCUGCGAAGCUUUAAGCUAGUUAUUGCCGUGGACCCUAAAUUUCACCCUAAAAUCAUUGGUCGCAAGGGUGCAGUCAUCAGCCAGAUCCGUACUGAACAUGAUGUCAACAUUCAGUUCCCAGACAAGAAUGAUGAAAAUCAGGAUCAGAUCACUAUCACAGGCUAUGAGCGAAACACAGAGUCUGCUAAAGAGGCAAUAAUGCACAUAGUUGGAGACCUGGAGCAGAUGGUGUCUGAGGACAUUACCCUAGACCAUCGUGUCCAUGCCCGCAUCAUUGGGGCCAGAGGCAAAGCCAUACGCAAGAUCAUGGAUGAAUUCAAGGUGGAUAUUCGCUUUCCACAGAGUGGAGCUGCUGACCCUAACUGUGUGACUCUGAUGGGCAAACCGGAAGAUGUGGAUGAAGCCAUUGAUCAUUUGCUGAAUUUGGAGGAGGAAUAUAUGUCUGAUGUGGUGGAGAAUGAAGUGAUGCAGACUUACAUGAAGCCACACUCUCAGGACGAGAACAAGCCCCAGCAAUCCAAGGGCUUUGUUGUGCGUGAUGCUCCCUGGACAGCAGGAAGCGGUAAUGAGAAGGCUCCUGACAUGAGCAGCUCUGAGGAUUUUCCUAGCUUUGGGGCUCCAGUGGCCCCCAAAACAUCUCCAUGGGGCCCCAAGAGACAUGGCGGUGGAAAAGGCCUGAUGCCUGCUGACAUGUCUGCUUCCUGUUAACUCCUGUCGCUGGCCCGUCACCCCCUUAUAUCCCUCUUCGCCUCUUUCCUCUGCAUCCCAGGAUCCUGUAUAACCAGCCACUGCUGCAGGGGCUUACCUAGCACUUCUGGCUUUCUGGGUCCUCACACCAAAAGAUCUAAUUGGUAUUUCAAUGAUAGGAUAGGGAGAGCUUGUUCAGGACACCUGGUUUGCCAUAAAGAUGUUUAGUGUCUACACACCUCCAGCUAAACAGUUGCUGCAUCCUCAAGCAUAUAUAUUGCCACUACAGCCCCUUGCUAGAUAUCUUGAAUAUGUGUGGUAUCUGCCUAUUUACCAAGAUGCCUUCCCUAUUGUAAGGGUUCAUGUCUAUAAUCAUAGGAUGGAUUGCAACAGACAAACCCAAACCAUUGGAGAAGUUUCAACCAAUUAUCCUGCUAGUACUGUUGACCAAACUCUUGGGUGUGCAGCCACACUUGGUAGUCUCGCAUGCAGUAUUAUGUGAAAUGCUGUUUUAAACUGUGAGGUUGGGAUGAUUUGAAGAGUUGCUCAGGGCUCCUGGCCACCAUCCUGAUGUCCUAAGUUACCAUGAGUCUUAUUAACGCACCAUUGUCCUGCUGCAGAACAGAAUGUAUUGUGAAGUGCCCUGUAAUCCUUUCACUGCCAGAGCCAUUUGAGGGAGGGAGGGAUGUGCACAAAUGGGGUUGUGGAGGGUGUAAUGACCGCUCCUCCCUCAUCAUCUCAUCCACUUUUACGUCAUUAUGAUUGAUAAUGUUUUAAGCUGUGGAGAAGCCUAGAUAUUCCGCUGAUGGCAUCAGGACUCAAUUUUACCCCGCUGCUGCUGCUGAAGGAAGACAUGCCGUGAGCUGACUGAGAAAUGAAGGAGUCCACCAAAACCUUGAUAGUCCUGUCACAGCCCUUUCUAUUGUCCCCUUACCUCUGAUGCCGGGGGAAAGGGAUCAUAUGUUUUGUCCUGGUUGGGUGGGGGUAACAUUAGUUCCAGGUUUUUUCCAGACCUCUCCUCAGCCCCCUUACCCCUUGGACAUUUCUUCUUACUGUGCCUCAGUAUCAACUUCCUGUACACAAACGUCGGGAAAUAAACAUCCUUUAAAAGCC